GCGGCUGCGGGAGGCGGCGGCGCUCGCCGGGAGCGGGGCUCGAACCCGCGGCGCUCGGAUGCGCGCUGCGGGCACGGCGGGGCCGCGGUCGCCCGUGGGCCAUGGAGCUGCCCACGGAGCUGCCCACGGAGCUGCCCACGGCCUGGGCCAACGGCACCUCCUGGGUCCCCCUCCCCGGCCCCGGAGGCAACGGCACGGGGCAGCCGCGGGCCAAGGACGCCACCUCCAUCCUCAUCGCCAUCGUCAUCACGGCGCUGUACUCCGUGGUGUGCGUGGUGGGGCUGCUGGGCAACGUCCUGGUCAUGUACGGCAUCGUCCGGUACACCAAGAUGAAGACGGCCACCAACAUCUACAUCUUCAACCUGGCCCUGGCGGACGCGCUGGCCACCAGCACGCUGCCCUUCCAGAGCGCCAAGUACCUGAUGGAGACGUGGCCCUUUGGGGAGCUGCUCUGCAAGGUGGUGCUCUCCAUUGACUACUACAACAUGUUCACCAGCAUCUUCACCCUCACCAUGAUGAGCGUGGACCGCUACGUUGCCGUUUGCCACCCGGUCAAGGCCUUGGAUUUCCGCACGCCGGCCAAGGCCAAGGUCAUCAACGUCUGCAUCUGGGUGCUCUCCUCCGUCAUCGGGGUGCCCAUCAUGGUCAUGGCGGUCACCAAGUCGAAAGACGGGAUGGUGCUGUGCACACUGCAGUUUCCCGAUCCUCCCAUCUACUGGGACACCGUGACCAAGAUCUGCGUCUUCAUCUUUGCCUUCAUGGUCCCCAUCCUGGUCAUCACCAUCUGCUACGGGCUGAUGAUCCUGCGCCUGAAGAGCGUCCGCCUCCUCUCGGGCUCCAAGGAGAAGGACCGCAACCUGCGGCGCAUCACACGCAUGGUGCUGGUGGUCGUGGCAGCCUUCAUCAUCUGCUGGACGCCCAUCCACAUCUUCGUCAUCGUCUGGACGCUGGUGGACAUAGACAAGAAGAACCCCUACGUGGUGGCCAGCCUGCAUUUCUGCAUCGCCCUGGGCUACACCAACAGCAGCCUCAACCCCGUCCUUUACGCUUUCCUGGAUGAAAACUUCAAGAGGUGUUUCCGAGAGUUUUGCCUGCCCUUCCGAGCCCGCGUGGAGCAGAACAGCUUCUCCCGAGCCCGAAACACCAUGCGGGAGCAGGUCUCCACAUGCACCCCCUCCGAGGCCCGCACCAAGCCGGCAUGACUAGCCGUGGGCAGCCAGUGGCGGGGUGGCAGGGGGGACGACCUGCGCUCCGAAGUGACCCAGGUGACCACCACGGAGCUGUAGCAGCGUGGCGGCCCCAGCGUUGCUCGAUGCUGCUGAGACUGAAAGCAAUUCGCUGCAAAGAAUUAUUUUUAACCCAAGAUAGGGGAAUGGGGACUCACCGAGCAGCAAGGAGCCAUCCGCUGCGUGCGUGGAAGCGUUUGGGAUUUCUUUCUGCCAUCACCAGCCGGUGGGAAUGGCAAAAGGAAAACCCACUGGUGAGCAGUGGUUUACUGGAGUCCUCCAAACCAGGACUGGCCAUGGAGGAUGACUGUUGACUGUUAAUAUUAUUGCUGUAUUAUUCUGAGAUUUCCAAGAGCAGCCAGGGCAGUCCUGCACACGGAUGAGAUGCCGACAGCACCAGGGGCCAGAGUGGAACACGCUCCCUGCCACCAUCACUGGUGCCAAAUUCCCCAGCCCCGCAUCCAGCAGGGUGAUGGGGUACUGCUCCUCAUCUGUCUGCCUCCAAAGACAUUAAGCCCAAGAAAGAUUUCAUUACAGGAGCAAUUCAUGGGAGUUCCUCACAGCACUAACGCGAUUAGGAUGGAUGAGCAGUACUGGUGCGCAGCUGGGGAGCGUGCAGCAUCCAGCCCCUCAUCCUCCCCAGCCCUUAUAAACUCCCCGGCAGUUUAUAAACCCACAGAUACACAAGGCAGAGUUUAGGAUUUGCCACCUGCCUUCGCUGUGCUGAAAAAUAACCCUGGGGCAGACCAGAAGCAAAGAUUUUGCCAUUUCAUGCUCGGCACUCGCCCGGAUCUCCGUCCCGCUCUCCCAGCAGCCUGCAGCAGCUCGAAGGGCGCACAUCCUGCAGCGGCACUGGCCCGGGGGCUCUGGACUGCAUUUCCACUGCUAAAUGCUUACAGAUGGGUCCCUGGGAGCUGCAACCCUUCCUUCCUCUCACCUUCCCACAGCCACGUCUGCGCCCAUGAGGUCAAACGGCCCACAAAGGACGGGGCUCAUGAGGAACGGUAAUAGCUUUUAUUGGGCAAAUUGAUGCUGCUGGAGGAAGCAGGCGAGCACCCGGCUGCACCUGGGGCUCGUGGGCUGGAAGGAGAGGCUGGCUUGUGUCUCUGUUUUUUCCAUUUGCAUCAAUUUAGCCUAAUAAAGGCCAUUACCUCCCCAUACCAGCCUUACCUUGCUGCAGAGCUGGUGCAAAUUGCAGCCUCCCCGUUUGGAAGGCAGAGCCGACGAGGCAGCCGAAGCAAAUUUGUUUUUCAAAGGACCAAAUGGGGCAAAAUUGCCCAUUUGGAUCUCAGAUCAAGGCUCUCUGGGGCACGCAAGCAAUCCGUCUCCUCUGCAAUGCAUCCCUCCCUGCCUGAGGAAAAGGCUCUCACACUUCCCACAAGGGUGAGCCUCAGCUCCACGAGAGGAGAUGCUGAGCUGUCCAGAAGCGGUUGCAGAUUGCCAGCUUCAGCUCUCCACCUCCUCCCCCCUUGGGGGAAGAAGCCUCAGCCCCUCUGGUGAAAAAGGCUCCUGGUGGGGAGCUGCUUCGUGCUGAGGUCCCUGCAGGAGGGAGAUGUUCUGCAGAACGGGCAUCUCAGCGUAAACUCCAGGAUAAGGCUAAAAUCCAAAUUGAGAGCUCAAUUUGGGGAUACUCCCAAAAAAUCAGAUGACCCCAUAUCACCUUAGCCAGUGCCUCAGUGUCCCCUGGAGAUGCCAAUGCCAAGAGCAGAGUUCCCAACACAGCAGUGGCUGCACAGUGAUGAGACACUGGGUGCUGCGGCACGGGGAGGUGACCAUGCUGGGGAACCAUUUCCCACCCCCAUGGGGCUUUCUUCCCAUCUGGGGAGCCCUGCCAAACUCAGCCUGCUGGAAAACAUUCUGCGAUGGCCUUAAAGCAGGUUAAAAGGCUUGUGGUCAUUACUUUUUAAACUCACCCAUGCUCUGGCAGAGCCGGAGCCGGGACGCAGCGAGAGCAGGGUGGUGCAGGAGCACGAGGAGAAAUGGAAAGCGGAGGAAAAUCUUAACCCCGUUUCCACCCCAGGAGCUGGGAACUGAAAACCCAAGAUGCUUACAGGGAAAGGCAGAGGCUGUUGGUGUAAAUUUGCUGAUAGCUUGAUGUGUGCCAAGGUUUUGUCCCGGAUUAGUGAAGGCUCCCCGUAAUGCCCCAGCUCCCGCAGUCAGGCAGUUGCAGGGGGGUCGUGGCUUUUCUCAAUUUAGGUUUUGCUGAAUAAAAAAGGACAUCUGUGGGAAAAAGGGACCACUGAUAGCAAAUGCUGCACGUGAGACUUGGGAGUGACACGGACCUGGAGCACCAACCAGCUGCACUUCUCAGCAGCGCCCUGCAGGCACCCGAGGGCUGAUCCUGCUUCUCCCCGCAGUGACGCCUGCCCAAAAAACAGCCCGGGAAAGUGGGGCCCAAUCCUGCCCCCGCUGGGCGCUCGGAGGGCACUCUGCAUACUUAUACAUACCUAUGUACCUCUACACCUCUCUCUGUCUAUAGGUGCACGGAACUGAAGCGGCUCUGCGCCCCCCAGCCCUGUCCCCUCUGCCCCAGCUGCGUGGUGGGGACGGCGCCGGGUCCCCUGCCCGGACCUCGACCUGCUUGAGCCACCGCCCCCAGUCCUCGUGAUUUGCUGGCAUUGCUGUAUAGGAUCCAUGCUUUCUAAAUAAU
This is a messenger RNA of Cygnus olor (mute swan), 3876 nucleotides long. It is a transcript of the gene OPRD1, whose product is annotated as opioid receptor delta 1. The transcript is spliced from 3 exons. Lineage: Eukaryota; Metazoa; Chordata; Aves; Anseriformes; Anatidae. Gene Ontology annotation, biological process: G protein-coupled opioid receptor signaling pathway; neuropeptide signaling pathway. The record is from RefSeq and is a predicted model, not a curated record. The coding region runs from base 102 to 1202 and encodes 366 amino acids. Gene Ontology annotation, cellular component: membrane; neuron projection. Gene Ontology annotation, molecular function: G protein-coupled enkephalin receptor activity; neuropeptide binding.